AUGGACGGCCGCACCGGCACCCCCCUCACCCCUUCCUACACCUGCGACCCCUCCGCCGCCGCCACAAACCCUAGCGCAGGGAGCUUUGGCUUCGCCUCCGCCGGUGCUCCACCAAGCACCGGUAUCGCGCACGGCCUUUUCAUGCCGCCACGGAUGACCUCGGUAGCGGGUGGCGUCGUGCCAGUGCCUGCCGUGAAGCCACAUGCUCCCCUCUCGAAGCUCUCAAAUGCCAUGGUUGGCGGUGGCAUGGGCAGCAUGGGUGGCGGUGGCAUUGGCAGCAUGGGAGGCGGUAACAUUGGCGGUACGGGAGGCAUCAGUGGCUUCGGAGCUACCAUGGGCGGCAUGAGUGGCAUGGGUGGCUUCGAAGCUACCCUGGCAUAUGGCAAGCACCGGCUGCUUGCGCGCGCUGCAGUUUAG
Molecule: messenger RNA, 417 nt
Organism: Aegilops tauschii subsp. strangulata
Lineage: Eukaryota; Viridiplantae; Streptophyta; Magnoliopsida; Poales; Poaceae
Source: RefSeq, a predicted model, not a curated record